This is a messenger RNA of Cucurbita maxima (winter squash), 1459 nucleotides long. RefSeq names its product protein JINGUBANG-like. The record is from RefSeq and is a predicted model, not a curated record. Gene Ontology annotation, molecular function: protein binding. The transcript has a single exon. Bases 50 to 1354 code for a protein of 434 amino acids. NCBI's taxonomy places the organism in Eukaryota, Viridiplantae, Streptophyta, Magnoliopsida, Cucurbitales, Cucurbitaceae.
AUUUCUUCAUCUCCUCCCCUUUUCCUCUCUUCCACUCUUCCUCGCCGGCAUGAGGCUCCGAUCAUGGCUACUCCCCUGCUCCACCGCCGCCAAACCCAGUUGUAACAAACCGCCUGAACCCUCCUCCUCCUCCUUCUACUUAAGUUCCGACGGAAGCAGUCUUUCAGAAAUGUCGGCCAAUUGUUCGUCAUCGUUGACGUCGACGCCUAGUUCCGACACUAGCUAUUCCAGUCUCCAAACGAAUCUCUCCCUUCAAUCUCUACCGUCCAUUCCAUCACUUCAAAAACUCCCCACCAUCACCGAUGCUUUACCCGUCUCUGUUUCUCAACACCACCUCGCCUCUUUCAAGCUCCCAAUCUCCCAUCUCGCCGUCCAUGGCGCCUAUCUCUACGUCGCCACCGCUCAUGAAAUCAACGUCUACGAUCGAAUCACUUUCUCUCACCUUACCGCAUUCAACGAUCGAGAUUCAUCCUCUGGUUCUGUAAAGGGAAUAUCCUUUCUACGCCGCGAAAUCCUCACUUCUCACCAAGACGGCAAAAUCCGCGUCUGGAAUUUGAGUGAAAACAACAAACAAUUCAAAUUGGUCAACACUCUCCCUACAGUCAAUGACCGUCUCCGCCGAUUUAUACUCCCGAGUAAUUACGUCAACGUCCGUCGUCACAAAAAGGUUCUCUGGAUUCAACACGCUGACGCCGUUACUGGACUGGCCGUCAACGGCGACUCUGUUUACUCUGUUUCUUGGGAUCGGAGUUUGAAAGUCUGGCAAGGCUCUAACCACCGCUGUGUCGAGUCCGUGAAAGCAGCGCACGAGGACGCCAUCAACGCGGUAGCCGUUUCCGCCGGGGGAACUGUGUACACAGGUUCAGCCGAUAGAAAAAUCCGAGUGUGGGCGAAACCGGAGACGGAGAAGCGUCAUGUACUAGUGGCGACAUUAGAGAAGCACAAAUCGGCAGUAAAUGCAUUGGCAUUAAACGAGGAGGGUUCGUUGCUUUUCUCGGGGGCUUGUGAUCGUUCCGUUCUGGUUUGGGAAAGAGAAGACAGUGCAAACCACAUGGCGGUGAUCGGCGCAUUGAGGGGUCACAGAAACGCGAUUCUGUGUUUGAUCUACGUGUCGGAUUUGUUGUUGAGUGGGUCCGCAGAUCGGACGGUGAGGGUGUGGCAACGUGGAGCAGAUGGGAGUUUCAACUGCUUGUCAGUACUGGAAGGUCAUAAAAAAGCGGUGAAAUCGCUGGUGGUAGUAUCGGAAGGGGAGUCGGACGGCGUCGUAUCAGUGUGCAGCGGGAGUCUGGACGGAGAGCUGAAAUCCUGGAAACUCUCAUUUUCGCCCAAUUCGAAUAUUAUGAAUUGCAGAUAAUGGAUUAGGAACAAAUUUUUUCUUUUUAUUAUUUUUUUGUUUUAAUAAUUUUCCAAUUUUUGCAUGUUUAUAUUAUCAAGGUAAUCGAUAUGGUCAUUUUCGUCC